Betta splendens (Siamese fighting fish) is the source of this 6798-nucleotide messenger RNA. It is a transcript of the gene rexo2, whose product is annotated as small fragment nuclease. Bases 3586 to 4188 code for a protein of 200 amino acids. The transcript has 7 exons. The record is from RefSeq and is a predicted model, not a curated record. Lineage: Eukaryota; Metazoa; Chordata; Actinopteri; Anabantiformes; Osphronemidae. Gene Ontology annotation, molecular function: nucleic acid binding; 3'-5'-RNA exonuclease activity. Gene Ontology annotation, cellular component: mitochondrion.
AUAGAUAAAUACUGUACUAACCUGUGUGGUGUAAGUGGUGCUUUCCUUUGAUGGUUUAACAUAAUAGGACUAAUCUCAUUGAGGUCAAUAUGCUUUAACUCGUGGCUAAUAAUAAUUGUUGUUACUAAUUGUUUUAGUUGUAAAUUUAUAUGCAACAUAAAGCAUCAAUUUUCAUGGGAAAACAACAGCAAAAAAAAACUAAUUAUAUCUUUACAAAGUAAAUAUGUCAAGAGUUUGAGUUCCCCAGACUUUGUUUCCUUCAUGACCCGGCAUCUGAUAAGCUCUGAAUGUGCCUCACUAAAUUAUCCAAGCCCUGGAUGACAUCAAGCAAAUUAUCAAUUUGAUCCUUCAUUCCCUGAAGGAUCAAACUUUUCUUGUCACUGCUUUGACAAGAAAAAAAUAAUUAAACCAAUACUGUAGCAAUCAAGUCAAAUUUCAAGUUUCCCCAAAACAUACAUAUAGAAUAUUUAUUCAUGGAGGGAUUCUCUACAGUUAAUAGCCAAUCAGAUUGACCUCAGUUAAAUCAAUCAUAUUGUGUACACAGAUUAGUACAGUAUUUACCUUAUUAUUUUCUUACUUUCAUUUAGGCAUCAUGGAGGCCCCAUGUAUGCAGCAUGCUGCAUGAGUCUUGUCAGGUGCAGGUUACACGAAAGGAGGCCGUACUUCUUCUAUUGACCCCUGUGGUCUGACCUGGUGACAGUCUGUUUAAACCUGUUCACCCACCUGAACAUCUGUGUUUUCAAAUGGAUACAGCUGUGCAUAUAAACGCAUAAAUCCAUGUGUUUUGAUAUAAGUUUAUCACUGUACGCUAAUUGGAUAUGAAACCUGAAACAUGUAACAGCUUGUAGCAGAAAGCAUCUAGCAGUGUAUUGGAUAGCAAUCUGUAUUGGACCGAGCUGUCAUGGACCAUAAAUUUUCUUUUCAACCAUAAGGGUUGUCUUUGGAUCUGCUUCUCAGGUGAAGCUGCACAAAAGUCAAUACGUAUUUUGACAACACAUAAAAACUUAACACCUAGCAAGCUAAGUGGCCCUUAAGGUUAUGGAUGUGGUAAAUGGCCACUACAAUAUUUGACCUUGUGACCACAGUUAUGUGCACUGGACGUGUUAUAGAAGGUCAUUAGUGGGUCAUCCCCAAAUGAGCCACUGUGCCUCAACCCAGGAUCUUUAGAUUAUUACUCUGAAGAUCGUACAAUACAUGCAUGACUGUAGAAUAACAUUUGUCGCAUCCACAGCAAAAAGUCAGAACUUAUUCUCCACUCUGACAAACACACCACUCUGACCUGGUGACAGUCUGUUUCAACCUGUUCUGUGUCUUUAAGCUUAAUCAGAUGGAUACAUCUAUGCAUAUAUAAACAUACAGCACACAGCUGUGCAUAUAUAAACAUAAAUGGAUAGUAUAAUGUGCAAAACUACUACUGAACAAGGUCUGCCAGUUUUAGAACUGGAGGAGCUGUUAAUGUGUCUGUUUGGGUCUCCCAGUAUGUCCAGUACUUUGAUAUUUACUUUGAUAUUUUAAAUGUGCAUUGACGUUUGUUUAUGCAAUAACUAUGUAUAGUUUAACAACUGAACUGGACAAUAACACUAGUACAACAUGAAUUUGAUUCUGCCACAGAGAGACAAGAGGUAAGCAGUCUUCGUUGUAAGCUAUCUAUCUUCUAUUCAGCUUAAUCCUGUACGUGGGAUCACGGGGGGCUGGAGCCUAUCCCAGCUGGCUAUGGGCGAGAGGCAGGGUAUACCCUGGACAGGUCGCCAGUCCAUUACAGGGCAACACAUAGACAAACAACCACUCACACCUAUGUAGAGUGUCUAAUCAAUCUAAUGCAUGUUUUUGGACUGUGGGAGGAAACCGGAGAACCCAGAGAGAACCCACGCGAACACGGGGAGAACAUGCACCCUCUUCGUCUCCGGGAAUUGAACGCAGGACGUUCUCGCAGUGAAAUUAUUUAAACCAGAAAUUUAUUCAAAACUUGAUUGUUGUUUAAAAAAGUCUUUCUAGAACUGCUAGCAACUUUUCUAAAAACACAAGUGAAAUAAAUGUAGAAUUGUAAUGUAGAACGAAAAAUUGUAUUGUUACCUGAUUUAUUCACAUUAUUAGCGCUUGAAACACGCGGCAAAGACAAAUUAUAUGACAAUAGCCACUUUAUAAUUAUAUUCUUAAAGCAGAAUGAAUGAGGCAAGUGAGAUAAUUGUUCUAUAUGUUGAAGGAGGGGAAGGAGGAGUCGCACCUGUGUGCAUUAUUUUAGUAAAUAACUUAGUAAUUUUUUGACUGUCAUAUUAGAUUUCAUUGAGGGUGCCAAAACAUUAAAACCACCUUUACAGUUCCCAAAGUGGUUUACAAAGUAUAUGACCUCACACAAAUCAGAAUACAACUAUAUAAACUGAAUUGAAUAACUCCUACUCAAGCAAGCUUUUAAUUCAUGAAACAAUACAUUUUCCAUAAAUUUUAACAUCCGGCACAACAAGGCUUAGGGCUGAGUAGCUAUUUGUUGAUGAAUUAUUUCUAUAGUAAUUUCAAAAGGCUUGGAGAAUGGAGUGUGAUCAGCCAUAUACAUGCAUUAUGGAGAAAAUACAUUGCCACAGUGAUCUGACCAGAGUAUCCCAUUACUUUUGUAAGAGAUACCUACAGUACUGGUAAUGUUCCACACAUCUGCAUUUACUGGUUUUGGUGAGGGGAUUGAAAAGAGAGAAAAUAUUAGUUUUUAAGGUGGCAAAGGUAACACAGUAGACUCAAAGUUAAGAUCCAAAGUAAAUAUUUGAUUUGAUAUAUGUGUGUGAGAUUUGGAAGAAAAUUAAAACUCCAGAAAUUUAUGACAAAUCUGAAGUUUGAAAAUUUUGUUUGUUUGUUAUGGUGUCAUAGAAAUAGAGCCUGUGAUAAGUAACCUGUUAGCAGCGACAGAUUUGAGGGAAAAUUAAUUGGCUAGAUUAGUAUUUGUGUUCUGUCAUGCCUGUUAUUCCAAAUAGUCAUAAGGGCAAUUGAUUUCAAAUGCUCAUGUAAAUUUAAUUGAUCAAGCAGUUACAGUAGUUGUCAUUAAUAACUUAAUUUGUGAAACUGUUAUUCUAAUUUGUUUAUUAGUCCUUUUGUUUAUUAGUCCUACAGGGCACCCCGUGUAAUAGUUAAUAUUUAUAUAAUAAUUAUGUUAGUAAUAUUACAUUAGUAGUCUAAUCUGAAAUCUUUUUAAAUAACCCACAUAAUGCAAAUAGGUGAAAAGGAAUAUUAGGCUAGGUGGUGGUCUGCAUUUAUAUAGUGCUAGUUCUUUUCUACCUUAUUAUUAAAGCACUUUGACACAGUCUUAUUCACCCAUUCAAUCCCAAGAUUGUGACAGCUCUAUCUCCUGAGCCAUUGCUGCACACUUUUACCUAACUUAAUAAAACAUACAUUCUGUUUUGCCUCACGGGCUAAAGGGAAAUGAAAAAAACAACAUAGUAAAAAUAUUCCAGUGUACUACUUGUCAUUGGCUUGUAUAAACUACCUUAAGUGUUUUUCUACUAUUGUUAAAAAAAAGUUUCUUUUUAAUUAAACACUCUGCUCUUUGACCUACAAAUUUAGGCAUCAGUGUCAGGUGCUACUUUGGUGUGUACUUUCCAGAUGACAUUUAAUGAACCCUGUAUUUGGUUACAUUUUCUCUUCCAUCAAAAAAUUAUGACAGGUUUGGACAUUGAGAGAGACCAGAUUAUUGAAAUGGCAUGCAUCAUCACAGACUCUGACCUCAACAUUUUGGCUGAGGGGCCCAACUUGAUAAUUAACCAACCAGAUGAGUUGCUGGAUGGCAUGUCAGAGUGGUGUAAAGAGCAUCAUGGAAAGUCAGGACUAACCCAGGCUGUAAAGGACAGUCAAAUUACACUGGAGCAUGCACAAUAUGAGUUCCUGUCAUUUGUGAGGCAGCACACCCCACCAGGACAAUGCCACCUUGCUGGCAACUCUGUGCAUGCAGACAAAAGGUUCCUGGAAAAGUAUAUGCCACAGUUAAUGCAUCAUUUUCACUACAGAAUCAUUGACGUCAGCACUAUAAAGGAACUCUGCAGAUGGACAAGCACGCUGAGCUCACAUGGCCUCAGCUGGAGUACAGGACAAGCAGCGUCCUACUGUUCACGGAGACCUGGCCGACUUUACUCAUCCCGGACUCGACUGUGUUACUGGACAAUUUUCAUCUGCUGCGAGCGGAUAGGACGGAGGACAGCGAGCUUCUGAGACCCUGCUCUCAGUCACCAGCAGGCUGCAAACACAGCAUCUACAGGACCACUUCCUGAUUUCUGGGGACUUCAACCAUGUGCCCCCUUCAGCUGCUCUGCCCACAUACACCCAGUAUGUCACCUGCCCUACAAGAGACAAUAAAAUACUGGACCUAUUCUAUGCCAGCACUAAAGAGGUCUACAGCACAUCAUGCCUCCCAUCCCUGGGCAGAGCUGCAUCUCCUGUCUGUGUAUAAACCUGUAGUACACAGGCAGCUGGUGGUGUCCCACAUAGUGAACAGGCUGAGAGUGAGGAGGCUCUCAGAGACUGUUUUAACACUACUGUGUGAACGGAGCUCUGCGACCCACAUGGGGAGGGCAUAAACACAGAUUGUGUAGCGGACUAUAUCAACUUCUACUGUGAAAACACUGUUCCCUCCAGGGUGGAACGGUGUUUCGCCAACAACAAGUCGUGGUUCACCAUCCAGCCGGUGCUUCUGAAAGACAAACUAGAGGAGGCUGGUGUGGACUUGCAUCUGACAGAGUGGAUUAUGGAAUACCUCACAAACAGGCCAAUGUUUGUGAGGUACUGUGUGGCCAGGGACUGUGUGUCUGACACAGACCUGCAGUGUAGGGGCCCCACAGGGGACUGUACUGGCCCCUUUCCUAUUCACCCUAUAUAUUUCAGACUUCAGACAUAACACUGCUCCUAGAUCUAAAUAAAUGAAAUAUUCUUAUAAAAUACUUUCAUAAUUGAAUGUGCUGACAACAGAAUCUCGAAAUUGUCAAUGGAAAUCAAAUUCAUUAACGGUGGUGGAUGGUCUCCUGAGGGUUCUCCUUCUGACCUGGACUAAAGCAUCCACCAACUCCUGGACAGUCUGUGGUGCAACAUGGCAUUGAUAGAUGAAGCGAGACAUGAUGUCCCAGAUGUGCUCAAUUAGAUUCAGGUCUGGGGAAUGGGCGGGCCAGUCUACAGCAAUACCUUCUAAAUGGCAUCUCCAGACUCAGUCAUGAACCUGCUUUCAUCUGUGAGGACUAGUGAUGAAUUUGCCGAUCAUGGUGUUCUUUGGAACACCAAGAUGUCUGGAACACCAAGAUGAGUGAGCAGACGUCCCUGUCUGCUCACUCAAGACGUAGGAAAACCGUUCAAAAACAACAAAGGGAUGAUUGCUUGCUCGCAGACGGUAUGUUUAUUGAGCUCAAAAUGUGCAGUGCAAAAUCCAUGUACAGUAUUUACAGGUGACCAAAACAAAAACACAGGUGAAGCAAAAAAAGAAUGAAAAAGAAAAACCUUUUAAAGGUGAAAACCAAACCCAAACCAUUUCUUGCUCUGAAUCAAACGUACUCUCCCCUCCAAUGGGGUUUGGCCACUCUAUUUAAAGGCCUGGCCCCGCCCCUUACUUCCAGGAGGAACCAUUGUCCAGGAAGUUCUGGAAAUUACUGGCAAAGUCUACACAUUUCUAGCAGCUUCCCUGUACCAUAGAGCUGUCUUGCCUCACUUACUAACAUAGCUGCUUCUUUGUUUGUGGAGACACUAAUCAAUCCAUCGUCCACAUAAAAGUUUCUCUCAAUGAAGCGGAUGGACGCUGCAAGUGACCUUGUCCUUGUGUGGGAUAACAGAGUAGAGAUUUUUAACUAAAUGGGCUCUUUAGGUGUGUCUAGAGCAUCUGCCUUUUCUUGUAAGAUGAAUGUUGUGUCACUUUGUUUGCCGAGCAAAACAUAUACAACGACCUCAUUUUCUAUGUUAUUUACUGUUGAAAGCAACACUGGAACAACUGUAGAUGUGUAAGUAACUGCUCAUAUCUUGGACCACUCGAUUGGAUACAACCUUAUUUGACAUCUCAUUGAUCUGACGGUUUUCUGAUGUUUGGUCGGACCUUUCUGUGGGACGCUUCUUGCUCUCAGUUUCUUUUAUGAUGUGUUGUUUUCUUUUUCCUUCCUUAGCACCUCUGUCUUCAUGCAAGGCUGUUGGGUGUUUUCCUUUACAGGUGUCACAGAUACUCCUCCUCUCAAACCCUUGAGUGGUGUCCAGGUUUUGAACAUCUAAAGCAUAGCUUUCUUUGCUGCACAAACUUGACUUGCUCUGCAAACCACAACAAACUCACUUUUAGCCACUUAAAGUAAGGGUUAUGGGCAUGUUGGCGUCUAUCCCAGCUGUCAGUUGGGUGAAAUGAAGGGUUCACUGUGGUACUUCCAAGCCACACAAGGUCAGCUUUACAUAAGUCGUCUUUGUUGUUAUUAUAACAUAAGAUACAAGAUCCCAUUGGGGCCACACAUGGGAGGCCAAUGAGUUAGUAUGAAGUGUCAUGGUCAUGGAUCUAUUUGGCUUCCAACUCAUUUCAAUUUUCCUACGGUGACUCUACCCAUAUGCCAUUUUAUUCCAAUGAAAUUUGUCUUCUGCAUUUGACCCAUCCCUUGGGGGGACACACAGCAGGAAGGAUCGAACUGCUGACCGUCUGCUUCCCAGGCCGACUCUCUACCCAUUGAGCUACCAGGCACUUUCAGUUGUAUAAUUGUAUUAAUAAAUGCUAAAACUGAAAUGGAAUAGGAUUGGUCACAUUUACUGCUGCAGAGAUGUAAGCCAUCAAGGUGUUGGAUUGGAUUUAUUUUUUAGCUCCACUUGUACAAU